AUGGAAGUGAUAACAAACGUGGAGGACGACUGCGGGCAGACCACGAAGGCGAGCUCGACGUCGUCAACGCUUCGGUUUGGCGUGUCGGCCAUUCCAUCAUCAGUGAUCUCCACCGGCGACGAAGGCGAAGAAUCGUCCGAGGAGGAUGGCGCCUCGACUUCAUCCUCUUCUUCAAAAUCGCUCGCGAUGGAAAAAAUCUCGGGAGCCUCUACGUCGAAGAUCAUCGAUGCAAAUGCUGUUGUCGAUACUGGCGAGAAUGAUGAUGGUGAUGGUGAAACCUCGUCCACCCCAUCAGACCUCCUGCUGCCCGACUGGAAGACGCGAUCUCUCCAGCGCAAGCAGAAGGCGGCCUACUUGGCCUCGCAGUACCCGCCCGCCAAGCAGCGUCUCGACAAGGCCCUCUCCUUCAUCUACUGCUUCGUCAUGAUGCGCCUCUUCUACAACCUCCUGUCGUCGCUCUCGUCGCUCAGCUCGCUCGUCGCCCUCCUCUCGGCCUUCGCCCUCGCCGCCCUGUGGGCCGACUUCGUGUCGGGCAUGCUCCACUGGGCCUGCGACACCUACGGCUCCGUCGACACCCCCGUUGUCGGCAAACUCCUCAUCAGGUCGUUCCGCGAGCACCAUAUCGACCCGACGGCGAUCACGCGUCAUCCGUUCUUCGAGACCAACGGCAACUCGAUCCUGGCGACGCUGCCCUUCGCCGUGAUCCUCGCCUUCAACCCGCCCACCGCGGCCUCGGGCGGGUUCUACUACUUCCUCAUGUGCUACCUCACCUGCUCCACCCUCCUCCUCUCCUUCACCAACCAGAUUCACAAGUGGGCGCACUCGCACGAGCCGCCGAGCGCCGUCCGUGCCCUGCAGAAGAUGGGCGUCAUCCUCGAGGGCCGAGCGCACCAGAAGCACCACUUCCGGCCGUACGACCGCGACUACUGCAUCACCACCGGGUGGCUCAACCCGCUCUUCGAGAAGAUCGACUACUGGCGCAGGAUCGAGGACGCCAUCCAGAGCGUCACCGGCGCCGUGCCCCGCAAGGACGACCAGAACUGGUCGCAGCCCGGCGCAGCCCCCAAGCAAGACUGA
Messenger RNA from Acanthamoeba castellanii str. Neff, 1077 nucleotides. Its product is annotated as ubiquitin-conjugating enzyme, putative. The record is from RefSeq and is a predicted model, not a curated record. Lineage: Eukaryota; Discosea; Longamoebia; Acanthamoebidae. Gene Ontology annotation, molecular function: oxidoreductase activity. Bases 1 to 1077 code for a protein of 358 amino acids. The transcript is spliced from 4 exons.